ACGUUAUCGCUUGCGUUUUGAUGAUGGUAGCUGGUGAGCCACCUGUGCACCAUGCUCCACCUGCCUAUCAUGCACCCCACCACCAGCCUCAUUACCCUGAGGUUCCUCCCAAAUAUGCUUUCAACUAUGGCGUGGUGGAUCACUACUCAGGCGCCAACUUCGGUCAUUCAGAAACCCGCGACGGCUACAAGACCGAAGGUACCUACAACGUGGACCUUCCCGACGGCCGCAAGCAAACCGUCAACUACGCAGACAACGGUCAUGGUCUGGAAGCUGUGGUGAACUACGAGGGAGAAGCCCAUCACCCAGAGUACAAGCCUGCAUACAAGCCACAGUACAGGCCUGAGCACAAGCCAGUGUACGUGCCUUAGUGCAAGGCCACCUAACCAGCCAAAAACCUUACCCACCCUCUUCAUACUUUGAGUAAACAUCAAAUCCUAUGUUAUGUGUUAUGUGUGAUGUUUAUGUAGGUGUGAGGCUAC
This is a messenger RNA of Cherax quadricarinatus, 482 nucleotides long. Its product is annotated as pro-resilin-like. Lineage: Eukaryota; Metazoa; Arthropoda; Malacostraca; Decapoda; Parastacidae. Gene Ontology annotation, cellular component: extracellular matrix. The record is from RefSeq and is a predicted model, not a curated record.